This is a messenger RNA of Paramecium tetraurelia, 729 nucleotides long. RefSeq lists its product as uncharacterized. Gene Ontology annotation, molecular function: ATP:ADP antiporter activity. Gene Ontology annotation, biological process: mitochondrial ADP transmembrane transport; mitochondrial ATP transmembrane transport. The transcript is spliced from 3 exons. NCBI's taxonomy places the organism in Eukaryota, Ciliophora, Oligohymenophorea, Peniculida, Parameciidae. Gene Ontology annotation, cellular component: mitochondrial inner membrane. The record is from RefSeq and is a predicted model, not a curated record.
UUUAUUUUUUUCAUAUAAAUGGCUGAUUUCUUGAGAGAUUUCUUGAUUGGUGGUGUUUCUGCUGCUGUUUCAAAGACUGCUGUUGCUCCAAUUGAAAGAGUCAAAUUGUUACUCUAAACCUAAGAUGCAAAUAAAAAAAUUUAAGAAGGAGGUGCCAAGAAAUACAAUGGUAUUGUUGAUUGCUUCAUCAGAGUCCCAAAGGAAGAAGGUUUAUCAGCUUUAUGGAGAGGUAAUUUGGCCAAUGUCAUCAGAUAUUUCCCAACUUAAGCAUUGAACUUUGCCUUCAAAGAUGCCUACAAGAAGCUUCUCUGUCCAUUUGACCCAAAGAAGGAGAAAUUCCUCUUUUUCUUAGGAAAUAUGGCUUCAGGUGGUGCAGCCGGUGCAACAUCUUUGAUGGUUGUUUAUCCACUCGAUUUUGCAAGAACAAGAUUAGCUGCAGAUAUUGGUAAGAAGUCUGAGAGACAAUUCGCUGGCUUAUCAGAUUGUUUGAGUAAAGUAUAUAAAUCAGAUGGAUUCAUCGGAUUGUAUAGAGGAUUUGGAGUUUCAGUUUUAGGAAUUGUGGUAUAUAGAGGAGUCUAUUUUGGUACAUAUGACACAGCAAAGGGAAACAAUCUUUAAACAUCCAAUGAUGGGGUAACAUUUUAGCCAAAUUCAUUGUUGCCUAAUUCAUUACAGGAACAGCUGGUGUUAUUUCUUAUCCAUUAGAUACAAUCAGAAGAAGAAUGAUGA